AUGAGUGAAACCAAGUCUUUAGUCUGCGCCAUUGGAUCCGAGUCCACAGCAUUAUCCGAUGAUGACAUUCGUCGUGAGAUCAAAGGAUUGUUGGAUUCACUUGGAACAAAAGAAGAUGUUCUUCUCUUGCCACCAGACUUUACGCGGUUCCAUUCUCAGUCUGGAAAGGUCACGCAAAUGAUUACGGAUUACUAUGGCUUUACGACUGGCGGUGGCGACAACAAGACGCAAAAGGAUGAUAAUGAUGACACUACUACCACUGCUAAGAAUGUCCCGUCCGUGACAAUUCUUCCUACUCUAGGGACACAUGCUCCCAUGACACAACAACAGAUCAAGAUUAUGUAUGGCGAUGAGUUGGCCGCCAAAGACCCAAGUCCAUUUGUCGUGCAUGAUUGGAGAAACGAUGUGGAAACCAUUGGUCACGUUCCGAGUGAAAUGGUCCGAGAGGCAACCAGAGGAAUGGUGGACAAGCCAUGGCCUGCUCAGCUCAAUAAAAUAGUAUGGGAAAAGCGAAAUAAAAAGAAGACAGUGGUAUUCUCAAUAGGACAGGUGGUUCCACACGAAGUCAUGGGAAUGGCAAAUUUCAACAAGAACAUGUUUGUAGGUGCUGGUGGACUUGAAGCCAUCAAUCUAUCUCAUUUCAUUGGUGCUGUAUAUGGUAUGGAGAACAUGAUGGGCCGAGCAGAAAAUCCCCUGCGGUCCAUCUUGAAUCAUGCCAGUGAGAAUUUCUUGGGGGAGCUGGAGCUAUGGUACAUUUUGACAGUCAUUGGUGCUAAUGAAAAAGGCGAAUUGGAAAUGAAGGGACUCUUCAUUGGGAACGACAUUCAAUGUUAUACGAAAGCAUGUGAGCUGAGUCUAAAAGUCAACUUUUCCAUGUUGGGCAGAUCACCCAAGAAGAUUGUGGUGUACUUGGAUGAAGAUGAAUUCCAUUCUACAUGGUUGGGGAACAAGGCAAUUUAUAGAACUCGAAUGGCUAUAGCAGAUGAGGGAGAGCUCAUUAUCCUCGGACCUGGAAUCAGAAAGUUUGGCGAGGACAAGCAAGUCGACGUACUGAUUCGAAAAUAUGGUUACAUUGGUACACCCAACAUUAUGAAAGCAAUGGAAGAAAACGAAGAUCUCAACGACAGUCUGGGGACCGUAGCACAUCUCAUUCAUGGUAGUUCCGAAGGUCGCUUUUCCAUUACGUACUGCCCUGGCCAUCUGAGCCAAGAGGAAAUUGAGUCGGUUGGCUUCAAAUAUGCACCACUUUCGGAAAUGAGCAAAAAGUAUGACGUGGGGAAACUUCUCGAUGGAUGGCAUCAAGAUCCAGAAUCUGGGGAAGAGUUCUUUUUCAUCAAGAACCCUGCAUUAGGCCUAUGGGCAGUGCCCAGUAGAUUCGAUUAG
Cylindrotheca closterium is the source of this 1383-nucleotide messenger RNA. The record is from the annotation of a GenBank genome assembly. NCBI's taxonomy places the organism in Eukaryota, Bacillariophyta, Bacillariophyceae, Bacillariales, Bacillariaceae.